This is a messenger RNA of Labeo rohita (rohu), 1377 nucleotides long. It is a transcript of the gene spmap2, whose product is annotated as theg spermatid protein. NCBI's taxonomy places the organism in Eukaryota, Metazoa, Chordata, Actinopteri, Cypriniformes, Cyprinidae. The transcript is spliced from 7 exons. The record is from RefSeq and is a predicted model, not a curated record. Bases 65 to 784 code for a protein of 239 amino acids. Gene Ontology annotation, biological process: spermatogenesis.
GUAACGCGCCGCAGGGCACAUGACGCUUGGAACGGCUUCUGGAAAUUGUGGUUAGUGAGCAGUGAUGCCUACAAGGAUAGAGGAGCUAGCGUUGCCCAAACCAAACCUCCUCAAGUUCCCUGACAGGCGCUCAGUAUACUGGCUUGAUGAGCUACCAACCAGGUCAAAGAACACAACUACUGCCUUUGAAUUGACUCCUCGUUUGGAGCAGCUCGCCCAGAGCAAACAAUCAAACCGUUUCCUUGAGGAGAGCAGAAGGUCACCGGAGUGGAUGGUUAGUGCAGCAGCGCUAAAAGCACGUCCUUCUGAAAGAGUGUGUUCACUGGCACUGCCUCGUAUGCCAGCUGAUGGAUGGCAGCCUGAUCGCCCUCUGCUGGCCACUUUAAGUGUUGCGGUUAAAACUGCCAAGCCGAGUACAAGAACUUGUCAUCUGGCACAACCAAAGCGGGCAAAAACGCUGUUAACACAGUGCAGCGUUGAUUCAAGCGCCCACGCUAUCAGCAUUCCCAUCACACCCUCCUCACGCGUACUACAGCUGGCUUCUCCUAAGCAGGUCCAUGCACAGCACGCUCUCGCAAGGCCGGUUUCUUGGCCGGUUCCAGAUUGUGUUCUGAAGGCCGUAGCCAGCGAGAGGCUGCAGAAACUGGCUCGACCCAAGACCCGUCAGGCCCUGUUUGAGGGGUAUGACCCAUACCGGGUCAGUCCUGCCGCUCGGGCCGCCACCGCGUCCCCCAGACUGCUGGAACUGUCUUUACCCUUACCACGCAAAUGUAAAAGCCAAUAAGCUAUCAUCCCACAAUCUUUAGUGAAGUGCUUUCUGUACAUUUUUAUAAUUCUCAUAUGCUCUUUGCAUUUAUUUGAUUAAAAUAAAUUAAAAACAGUAAUAUUGUGAAAUGUUAUUACUGUAUAUUAGAACUGUUUUCUCUUUAAAUAUAUUUUAAAAUGUAAUUUAUUCCUGUGAUGCAGUGCUGAAUUUUUUAGCAUCAUUACUCCAGUCUUUAGUGUCACAUGAUCCUUCAGAAAUCAUUCUGAUAUGCUGAUUUGGUGCUUAAGAAACUCCUCUCAGUAUUAUCAGUGUUGAAAACUAUGAUGGUGUUUUAGUGCCAUGUUAAAAAAUGAAAAAAAUCUAAAAUUAGGCAAUUAAACAUUUCAGCCUUAAUUAUCAAAACAUUUAGAAUUUAUUUUCGGAAUUUCAACUUUAUUCUCGAAAUAUUUAGACUUUAUUUUCAUAAUUUCAAAUUUAUUCUCGUAAUUUCAAUUUUAUUCUCAAGAUAUUUAGACUUUAUUCUCAUAAUUUCAACUUUAUUCUCAUAAUUUUGACUUUAUUCUCGCAAUUUUUGUAUUUUAUUUUCGAAAUAUUUUAACCUUAUUUUUUCA